AUUGGGGCACAAGUACCAGUUUAAGAACACAACAGAAAAUUUCAAUUGUUCUUACGAAGUGGUGCCCCGAACAAACUUGCUUCUCAAAAACUAUUCCAGCAGAUCUUUCCCAUUCUGAUCAACAUGGAGAACUCAGAUUCCAACAGCAAAGGAAGUGCCGAUCAAUCUGAAGCUCAGCGUCGGAGUCAGCUGGAUCGACUAGACCGGGAAGAAGCCUUCUAUCACUUCGUAAAUAAUCUGAGUGAAGAAGACUACAGGCUAAUGAGGGAUAACAACCUGCUGGGUACCCCAGGUGAGAUCACUGAAGAAGAGUUGCUGAGGAGGUUGCAGCACAUUAAAGAGGGUCCACCGCAGCAAAGCAGUGAAGACAGUAGAGCAGGUGCAGAGUCCACAGAAGAUGUGUCCAAUGGCGAUUCCAUAAUAGAUUGGCUUAAUUCAGUUCGACAGACCGGGAAUACAACGCGCAGCGGGCAGAGAGGAAACCAGUCUUGGAGGGCAGUGAGCCGGACUAACCCAAAUAGUGGGGACUUCAGGUUCAGUUUGGAAAUAAAUGUCAAUCGUAACAAUGGGAACCCAAACCCCGAAACAGAGGGUGAGCCACCCGUGGAACCAUCCAGCGGGGAGGACUUGGAAAAUAACCAAAGUGACCCUGAGACUCCGCGGUCUGACUCUCCUCCUCCUCCUCCUCCUGUUCCUCCUCCUCCUCCUCCUGUAAGGCCGUCUGGGUCCGAGAUGCAUGCCCCUGAAGAGCUGACUGAAGAAGCUUCUCCUCACAGGGGCCAGAGGAGGUCAAGAAGCAGAAGUCCAGAGCAGCGGAGGACUCGGGCCAGGACUGACCGAAGUCGAUCCCCUCUGAAUCCACUGAGUGAGUCUCCUCCUCCUCCUCCUCCUCCUCCUCCUCCUCCUCCUCCUCGUAGGGCGCAUCAUAAUACCUCAUCUCAGGUGCCCGACACCCCCCCAGCCGUGGAAGCUGAAGGAAGUUCUAGAACAAGGCAGCACCUGGUGAUAAGGCAGCACGUGGCCCCUGCGGAGGUGGUGCCCAGUGAAAAUGCCGUGCUGCUCUCGGCCCCGGAAGCCAGGCCUGCUCCUCAGGCGACGGGCUCGGCAGAUACAAACGGCAGUGUGGAGGCGGCGGCCCCGGGGCAGAGGCCCCCGACUAUCGUUCUCGACCUACAAGUGAGACGAGUCCGGCCGGGAGAAUACAGGCAGAGAGACAGUAUAGCCAACCGAACUCGAUCCAGGUCCCAGACCCCAAACAAUACCGUUACUUACGAAAGUGAGCGUGGAGGGUUUAGGCGCACGUUUUCACGCUCCGAAAGGGCCGGGGUGAGAACUUAUGUCAGUACCAUUCGGAUCCCCAUUCGCAGAAUCUUGAACACCGGCUUGAGUGAAACGACAUCUGUGGCCAUUCAGACCAUGCUGAGGCAGAUAAUGACUGGCUUUGGGGAGCUGAGUUACUUCAUGUACAGCGACAGUGAUGCCGAUCCUGGUGGUCCAGCCCCCAAUCCGAAUGUCGACAUGGCAGAGCCACCGAGUGGCAAUAGCAGCUCCAGUAAUGAAGUGCCUGAUCCUGGCUCGGGGGAGGCCUACGACAGUAGCAACGAAGGGGGCUCUGUGGCUGGUGCUCGGCGGGAAGGCCGGAAUGCGAGGGGAUCGGUGACUUUUGAAGAGAGCGGGUCUCUGCCGUUUCUUAGCCUGGCACAGUUUUUUCUGCUCAAUGAAGAGGACGAUGACCAACCGAGAGGCCUCACCAAAGAGCAAAUUGACAACCUAGCCAUGAGGAAUUUUGGUGAAAGUGACGCUCUGAAAACCUGUAGCGUUUGCAUCACAGAGUACACCGAGGGGAACAAGCUGAGGAAGCUUCCUUGUUCUCACGAGUACCACGUGCACUGCAUCGAUCGCUGGCUGUCAGAGAACUCCACCUGCCCGAUCUGUCGUAGAGCCGUUUUGGCUUCCACUAACCGAGAGAGCGUGGUCUGAGCAAGGCUGGGAACUUUCAGCUGAGUACCAGGUGAGGUCCUGUCAGGCACGGAAGCCACUUCCUAUGGCCACUUUUUGUGUGGUGGUUAUAUGUGUAAAAGCAAAGAUCUUCUGUAAUGAAAUGGAAUUGGAAAAAAAAGAGUUAAUGGAACCUUCUUGAUUAGGGUCCCCCAAAUAAUACUAGGUUUGUGUUAAUUAAAAGACCUGCAUUUGUCCAAAGACGCCUCUCUCUCGUACCUUCUCGGUUUUUUCAGUGCAAACAAGGUCCACAUCUAUCUUCUUUACCCCCACUGUGUAGUGAACAUUGAAGACCUCGC
This is a messenger RNA of Gekko japonicus, 2297 nucleotides long. RefSeq names its product ring finger protein, LIM domain interacting (gene RLIM). The transcript has 4 exons. NCBI's taxonomy places the organism in Eukaryota, Metazoa, Chordata, Lepidosauria, Squamata, Gekkonidae. The coding region runs from base 124 to 1980 and encodes 618 amino acids. Gene Ontology annotation, molecular function: ubiquitin protein ligase activity. The record is from RefSeq and is a predicted model, not a curated record. Gene Ontology annotation, biological process: ubiquitin-dependent protein catabolic process; protein ubiquitination; random inactivation of X chromosome. Gene Ontology annotation, cellular component: nucleoplasm; cytoplasm.